This is a messenger RNA of Mercenaria mercenaria, 1374 nucleotides long. RefSeq lists its product as uncharacterized. Bases 5 to 1150 code for a protein of 381 amino acids. NCBI's taxonomy places the organism in Eukaryota, Metazoa, Mollusca, Bivalvia, Venerida, Veneridae. Gene Ontology annotation, biological process: DNA integration; DNA recombination. Gene Ontology annotation, molecular function: DNA binding. The transcript is spliced from 4 exons. The record is from RefSeq and is a predicted model, not a curated record.
CGACAUGGAACCUUCGACUUUAAGAGGUAUUUUUGCCAGCAUAGGCCGGUAUCUCAGCGAUAAAAGCUAUGGAACCGAUCUGAAGGAAAAGGAGUUUAGAAGAAGCAGAGAAGUUUUGAAGGCUAAAUGUAAAGACCUAAAAGAAAAGGGGAAGGGGAACAAGCCAAACCGAUCAGAGCCUUUUACUAAAGCAGAGAUUGAAAUUCUUCACAAGAAACAGAUUCUUGGAGAUCAUUCUCCUCAAGCUUUGCUAAACUCGAUGUGGUUAAAUAACACAAUGCAUUUCGGUUUGAGAGGUCGCCAGGAACAUCUGACAAUGCUUUGGGGAGACUUAGAUGUAGGUGUUACUGCAGAUGGCACUGAAUAUGUAGCAUUCACGGAAAGAGCAACAAAAACGAGGAAUGGGUCAGAGAGAGAUCCCAGGCAUUUUACUCCGAAAAUGUUCGCACAGCCAGGUGAUGAUGCUUGUCCAGUGAGAUUGUUUAAACUGUAUGGAGAAUUGAGACCAGUGAAGAUGUGCUCCCCAGACUCCAAGUUUUAUCUCUCGUUGAACCCUAAUUUUGGAAAAGAGUGUGCUACAGGGCACUUGUGGUAUAUAUCUGCACCGAUGGGCAAAAACAAGCUUGGAUGCAUUGCGAAGACUAUGAGCAAGGAGGCUAACUUCCAUUCCCGGCACUCAAAUCACUCAGGCAGGAAAACAACUAUUUCCAAUCUGUUAAAUGCUGGCUGCCAUCCUACCGAGGUGGCCCAGUUGUUAGGACAUAAAAAUUUGUUGUCACUUAAUCAGUAUCAUACAGUUUCAUUGGUUAAACAGCAAGAAAUGUCGGCCAUAAUCCACCAGAAUGCACCUUCUACAUCAGUUGCGCAUGUCCUGCAUGAAGGUCAGCAGCAGCCCACUGACAUACAGAUGGAUGUAGAUAACACUAUGUCAGACGAAGAGUUACUUGCCGCAUCACAAGACAUUGAAAAUGCAUUGUCAGCAAUUAACAAUUACGAAGAAGUUGUAACAUCUAAAGCAAAUACUGUAAUAAAUCUCCCCCUUAUGCAGAGUCCUGGUGGUAACCUUCACAUGACAAAUCAAAAAUUCAACCCAAUGGGUUUUUUCAGAGGAUGCACUUUUAAUGGUGCUGUAAACAUUGUUUUGAAGUAAAUACAGAUUUGUGAUGUCUGUAUGUAAAACGCUUAUGUGAAGUAUGUGAAUAGGAGUUCAUUGUUGAUGUUGGAUACUGUGACAUUCAUUGAAAAUGUAAAAAAUCACUAGUUAAAAUGAUGUUGAAAUGCUACUGGUGCACAAUAAUAUAAUGCUUUAGUUUCAUUAAAUUUGAACUUUGGACUACAAAUAAAAAUAAAAAUUAUAAACUUUAUAUUCUUGCU